Messenger RNA from Aspergillus terreus NIH2624, 1284 nucleotides. RefSeq lists its product as uncharacterized. The record is from RefSeq and is a predicted model, not a curated record. NCBI's taxonomy places the organism in Eukaryota, Fungi, Ascomycota, Eurotiomycetes, Eurotiales, Aspergillaceae. The coding region runs from base 1 to 1284 and encodes 427 amino acids. The transcript has 2 exons.
AUGGAGAAGAAACCACCUCUCCCAGCUCGACCGUCUGCUGAGGCGACGUUCAACUCAGGGACAGGAAGAAAUAACCCGUCUGCCUGGGACAGGGACAACGACACCCACAACCCCCCACCGCCAUAUUACUCCCCGUCGUCCGCGCCAGUCCUAGUGCACAGUCAAAUAUCCGACGCCGGGCCGCGCCAAUCCCGCAUCCUGCCCAAGCCCUGCGUCGUGCCCCAAACCUCCCACACUCUCCACGGGAGCAUCUACCGCCCGUUCGCACGGGCCUACGCGCCCGAUCUGGGGGACCAUGGCAUCUCCGCGUCGGAUUUUCUGGCUUUCAUCGACGGCCUGAACGAGGUGUGGCUGGCGCAUCCGUAUCUCCAGGCAACUAGCGCGGCGAGCAGUCUGCUCGGGUUGCUCCCGCUGCUGGAGACGCAGCUGGUUGCGGUGGGCGUGCAGGUGGCCGCGGAGUAUGGGUCUGUCAAGGUGUCUCAGCUGCGCACGCAGGCGUACAUGAAGCUGGCCAAUGAGCAGCUGUUCGCGCCGCGGAGGCUGCGGGUGCAGGUGCUUACAACUAAGGUUAUGAUGGAGGAAGUGGGGAUCCCGGGGGAGGUGUUGGAGCUUGCGCCUGUGUCGUCUAAGAGGGAUGAGGAGGGGGAUGAUGUGUUUGCUAAUACGGAAGGGGAUGCAGGGGAGGGGAGUUUUUCUGGGAAGGGGACGAAGGAGGCCAAAGGCGGGAGUGAGAGGAAGUAUGACCCCCAGAUGAGACGGCUGGAGGCGAUACGCGACUAUGUCCUGCCUCUGACCUUUGCCGAUGCGCUGCCGCUAUCGGAUAACUGGUUGAAGAGGGCGUCGGAGAAGCAGGAGCGGGUGUUUUCUGAGAAGCAGAAUACGCGUCUUACUGAACAACGGGAAAAGGCGGCCAAGUUGGCUGCCGAGGCGGAGGCUAUACAGCGCGAACUGGCUUCGCAGCUUGAAGAGGUGGAGGCUCUGAAGACCGCUGCGCGGGAUCGAGCGAACGAGCGACUACAGGGCCCUCUGGGGGAGUCUAUGCAGGGCCGGCUGAUCGUGCAGGAGGACCUGGAGAAGGAGAUGAAAAAAUUGAAUAAGAAAACAGACAAGCUGACAAAAGAAGGGGAGAAGAAGAUCGGCAAGAAGCUCCAGAAGAGCGAAAAGGGGAUUGAGCGCGCUGAGAAGCGAGAGGCGAAGAUCGCGCAGAAGGUAAUGUGGAUAGUGGUGACGGGAGAUGAUGGCAGAGGAUUUCAGGAUCAUCUCUGGGAAGACCUCGAUUGCUGA